GGGACCUGGAACAGCUUGAGCACAGGCCGUGCCGACUGCCGCCCGUAUUGCGUGGGGAGAUUUUGCGCUGCAAGCUCCGGAGCUCCCCCGUUAGCCCUCCAGGUCACCUCCCCGUCAUCUGUCAUCCGGUCCGCCUCGGGUUUCGCAAGUCAACAUUCGAAAUUCCAUUCCGAGUAUCAACCACAACAAUACCACCGUUCGAAAUAAUCAUGUCGCACGCCAUUGCGCCCAUGCGCACCUUUUCCAGUGUCCUCUCCAGGACCCCCGCGAGGCAAUGCCAGCGGUUCAUCUCGACAGCUAGAACCGCCCGCCCUACCGUCCCGAGACUCCAAGCCCAGCCCCAACAGCCAUUGGCGCAACGCAGAACUUACAAGACCGUCGAGGAAGCAAAGAGCAAAUACCGUUCGGGACCCUUUUCCUGGAAGGCCGGCCUUCUCUUCGUCCUCACCGGCGCCGGCUUGCUAUGGUACUUUGAGCACGAGAAGCAGCGUAUGCAGCGUAAGAGGAUAGCCGAUGCGGCCAAGGGUGUUGGCAGGCCAAAGGUCGGCGGCCCCUUCGAGCUGAUCGACCAUAACGGCAACCCUAUGACGGAGAAGGACCUCAAGGGUCGCUAUUCUUUGGUCUACUUCGGCUUCAGCCACUGCCCCGACAUCUGCCCCGAGGAGCUCGAUAAGAUGGCGGCCAUGUUCGAGAAGGUGGAGGCCGAGCGUCCCGAUGCUCUCAAGCCUGUCUUCGUCACCUGCGAUCCGGCGCGCGAUACCCCCCCGGUGCUCAAGGAGUACCUGGCCGAGUUCCACCCCAAGUUCAUCGGCUUGACGGGCACAUACGACCAGAUCAAGGCCAUGUGCAAGGCAUACCGCGUCUACUUCAGCACGCCCUCCAAGGUUGAGCCUGGUCAGGACUACCUUGUCGAUCACAGCAUCUACUUCUACCUGAUGGAUCCCGAGGGCGACUUUGUCGAGGCCCUCGGUCGCCAACACUCGCCCGACCAGGCCGCCAAGGUGAUCUUGGACCACAUGAAGGACUGGCAGGGUAAGUGGAGGAAGGAUUAAGCGGACCUCUGACUUGAUAUAAGUCACAAAAGACAGAGUGUAGAAAAUGUGUACGAUAAGUCUACUUCGGGACCUGUAUAUUGAAGGAUCUUUUGUGUUGGACAGCGAUACCUGGGAUGUGGUGUCACAAAGCCAGGAUGUUCCGAUUUGGAUAUCCGUCAGACGGGGCUCAUGUUGUCCGUCGCCUUGGGCUUUCUUUCUGGUUUUCCGUGCACACUAAAAUUACACGUAAAACUAUACGGGUUUGAUGAUCAGGCAGAGUGUUUGGCAAAAACUCUGGAUACGAACCAAGGCCCUUGGCAACCAUCCAGCUACAGGCCAACAUGUAAGGCAACUUAAGUCCUUGACACGGCAUAAUAGGCAAACCAUGGUAUUCCAUCAAACGUUUGAAGUAAAAAGGAUCAGCAGAACGGCACGUGGUACAAUUAGUCGCGUGUCAGCCGUGGCACAAAU
Messenger RNA from Neurospora tetraspora, 1505 nucleotides. RefSeq names its product SCO1/SenC-domain-containing protein. The transcript is spliced from 3 exons. Gene Ontology annotation, biological process: mitochondrial respiratory chain complex IV assembly; intracellular copper ion homeostasis. The record is from RefSeq and is a predicted model, not a curated record. Gene Ontology annotation, molecular function: copper ion binding; copper chaperone activity. NCBI's taxonomy places the organism in Eukaryota, Fungi, Ascomycota, Sordariomycetes, Sordariales, Sordariaceae. The coding region runs from base 210 to 1052 and encodes 280 amino acids. Gene Ontology annotation, cellular component: mitochondrial inner membrane.